Messenger RNA from Coprinopsis cinerea okayama7#130, 2025 nucleotides. RefSeq names its product pre-mRNA splicing factor. The record is from RefSeq and is a predicted model, not a curated record. Bases 1 to 2025 code for a protein of 674 amino acids. NCBI's taxonomy places the organism in Eukaryota, Fungi, Basidiomycota, Agaricomycetes, Agaricales, Psathyrellaceae. The transcript has 16 exons. Gene Ontology annotation, cellular component: intracellular anatomical structure; catalytic step 2 spliceosome. Gene Ontology annotation, molecular function: ATP binding; RNA binding.
AUGUCCCAACUCACGUUUUGGAAACCUGGCGCUAUCGCACCGGGCAGCUCCCUGGAUAGGGUUCCCGAGAAUGAGAAUCCCGUGCUUGGGUCUGCUCCAGAACUUUCGUCUUCGCCGUAUGACCAGAGAACCAGGUUGCCCAUUUACAAACAUCGCGAUAAACUGCUUUAUAGUGUGGAGAAGUAUGGUGUUACGAUUAUCGUUGGACAGACUGGGUGUGGAAAGACUACCCAGCUACCUCAGUUCUUGUAUGAAGCCCAGUGGGCGAGUGAUGGACGUGUUAUUGCGUGUACCCAGCCUCGACGUGUUGCUGCGACUUCGGUUGCGACUCGAGUUGCGCAGGAAGUGGGGACGACCUUGGGGCAUGAAGUUGGCUACACGAUUCGGUUCGAGGAUGUCAGUGAUAAAGAGAGGACAAGGAUCCUGUAUCUCACGGACGGGAUGCUGUUCCGAGAGUUGCUGGUGGACCCCUUGCUUUCGAGGUAUAGCGUUAUUAUGGUGGACGAAGUACAUGAACGCAGCGUGUAUACCGACUUACUCUUAGGUAUGCUCAAAAAAAUUCGUCGGAAACGACCCGAACUUCGCCUCAUUGUUUCGUCCGCCACAAUGGACGCCGCCUACUUCUUGAAUUACUUCACGAACGACACCUCGAGUGAUGAGGCUACAGUCAUUAGCUUGGAAGGGAGAAUGUAUCCGGUACAGGUUGCGUAUAUUGACGAACCUGUGCCGGAUUAUGUGCGUGCGGCUGCACAGUUGGCUUGGGAUAUUAAUGUCCAGAGGCGCCCUGGUGACAUUCUUAUAUUCCUCACGGGUAGGGAAGAUAUCGACCGCUGUUUGGACGAGCUAUCAGAGCGGAUACCACUACUGCCACCCAAUGCACCGCGUAUGAUUCUUAUACCGUUACAUGCGGGUUUGACGACCGACGAACAACUGAAGGCGUUCCUGCCUGCCGAGAAGGGGACAAGGAAGAUUAUUGUUUCGACGAACAUUGCCGAAGCGAGUGUCACUAUUGACGGGAUACGAUACGUGAUUGAUUCGGGUUUUGUCAAGAUACGUGUUUACAACCCCACAGCGUCAAUGUCCUCACUGGUUGUCGUUCCCACCUCGAAAGCAGCGGCGACACAGCGCGCUGGCCGAGCGGGGCGAACGUCCAACGGUGUUUGCUACAGACUCUAUACCCAAGCUGCAUACGAUGCUUUACCCGCUGCGACACCGCCUGAAAUCAGUCGGACAGACUUGACGUCGCUCAUUCUGCAAUUAAAGGCCCUCGGUGUGGAUGAUUUGAUGAAGUUUCCCUGGGUGACUCCACCGCCCGCGGAGAGCGUUCUGAGGGCGUUGGAAGCACUCAGUGCGUCUGGGUUGAUUACGGAUUCGGGUCAUUUGACGCACACUGGGUCAAAGAUCGCGGAAUAUCCGAUCGAGCAUAAUAUUGCGAAGAUGCUCUUCGCUUCGGAAGACUUCAAGUGCGGGGAGGAGAUUUUGACAAUCGCUGCAAUGAUUUCUGUUCAGAAUGUAUUUGUGAUUCCGGAUGGGGCACCCGGUGCUUUGGCCGAGUUGGAAAGAAGAAAAUUCACUGCUGAGGAAGGCGAUCAUCUUACUCUUCUCAAUGCCUACAAUGCAUUUAUCAGAUAUGGCCAAUCAUCUUCCUGGUGUAAAUCUCAUGCUCUCUCAUUUAGGGCCAUGUCCCGGGCUGUCUCCAUCAGAGCUCAGCUCAAGAAAUACAUGAUCCGGUUCAAACUCCCAAUCAUAAGUUGUGAAGGAGAUGCAAAAAGGCUGAGGCAGUGCUUGGUUAGUGGAUAUUGGCAGAAUAGUGCUAGGCUCCAACCAGAUAGCACUUAUUUGGCUACUCAUGGGAACAAGAUCCUACAUGUCCAUCCUUCCUCUGUCCUGUUCAACAGAUCCUCAAGACCAAAGUGGAUUAUUUAUCAUGAAAUCACAGAAACUCAGCAAACACAAGUCAAUAUUUUAACCGAGAUUGAUCCUGAUUGGCUACUUGACUAUGGUUACAAGUAUUCAAUGAAGUAG